Molecule: messenger RNA, 515 nt
Organism: Syngnathus acus (greater pipefish)
Lineage: Eukaryota; Metazoa; Chordata; Actinopteri; Syngnathiformes; Syngnathidae
Gene: rpl35a
Product: ribosomal protein L35a
Exons: 5
Coding region: 115-447 (110 amino acids)
Biological process (GO): ribosomal large subunit biogenesis; cytoplasmic translation
Cellular component (GO): ribosome; cytosolic large ribosomal subunit
Molecular function (GO): structural constituent of ribosome
Source: RefSeq, a predicted model, not a curated record
CGCGCCGCGGCCACCCACGUUUGGCAAUAAUUUCCCAGCAUUCUUUUCGCACGGUCUUUUUCGCCAUUUUUGAGCUAGCGGGCCAGGUGAGCUCUCCAACAAAGAAAAGCCAAGAUGCCAGGAAGGCUGUGGAGCAAGGCCAUCUUUACAGGCUACAAGCGCGGCCUGCGGAACCAGCGCGAGCACACGGCGCUGCUCAAGCUGGAAGGCUGCUACAGCCGCGACGAGGUCGACUUCUACCUGGGCAAACGAUGCGCUUACGUCUACAAGGCCAAGAAGAACACGGUGACGCCCGGCGGUAAGCCCAACAAGACACGCGUGAUUUGGGGCAAGGUGAUGCGCGCCCACGGCAACAGCGGCAUGGUGAGGGCAAAGUUCACCAGCAACCUGCCCGCCAAAGCCAUCGGACAUCGCAUACGAGUGAUGUUGUACCCUUCCCGAGUGUGAGCACCGCCGCCUCUCUCCGGCAGCUUGCUGUUGUUUGUAAAUAAACAAUAAAAAGUUGACACGCCGAA